This is a messenger RNA of Ilex paraguariensis (yerba mate), 436 nucleotides long. The record is from the annotation of a GenBank genome assembly. Lineage: Eukaryota; Viridiplantae; Streptophyta; Magnoliopsida; Aquifoliales; Aquifoliaceae.
AUGGCAUCAAUCAAUAUUACUCUGACAUCAGUUGUGUGCAAGAACGGCAACCAUUCUGCUCCCUCAAAGUUUGCACAUACUUUUUUCCUGCCUAGGUUUGAUGUGGUUGGACAUGGGUCUGUCAUGCGGAAGAAGGAAAUAUGUCCCACUACCAUUUCAGCCUGUAAAGCUACAUUAACCUUUGAUCCCCCAGCAACAAAUUCAGAGAAAACCAACCAAAGGAAGCACACAGUAGAUCCUGCUGCCCCAGACUUCCUUCCCCUUCCUUCCUUUGAACAAUGUUUUCCAAAAAGCACAAAAGAAUCCAGGGAUGUUAUUUAUGAUGAAUCUGGCAAUGUGCUCAAAGUUUCAUUUCGAAGGGUUCACCUAUCUGGGGAUGAACCCCAUUUUGACACCUAUGACACCAGUGUUCCCCAGAAUGUUAGCCCACGCAACG